AUGACACAAUCAUCAUUAUCAUCCUUUCAGAGCAUUUGGCUUCUCCUUGUCACUCUCUUCCUUUCCUUUCUCUCGUAUCAUGUUCUCAUUCAACAACGAUCAGAAAUUGAUCAAUUGAAAAAACAAGCCUCCUUUCAUCGUAAUUUAUGGAAGCAAUGGUUUGAGUUCGGAAUGAAACAACGAGGAGUACAAGUGCGUGGAGAACGUCCCAUACAAAAAGCAAGUACCACCACAACCACCACCACAGCCAAUACGACUCCAUCUGUUACAUUACAAGCCCUUCCUGAUGGAUGUCGAGACGAAGCACUGUAUAGACAAUUCCUUCUUGAAAUGGAAUCUUACUUUUGGAAUAGAAUUGCACAAGAGGAGAAACGAAAUGUAUAUUUAUAUUGUAAUUAUAUGGCGAGUACCAGUAGCCAUAGCACAGUGGAUGAUGUGAGUGCCUACUCGAGUAGUAGAAGUAAUACCUUCUUUUCAAAAUCUUCAUGUGAACAAUUUGUCAAAUUUUUGCAACAUGAAUUACCUCACUUUAAUUACACCAUUCUAGGACGAGAGGAGAGAGUAUUAGCAAGUGAAAAUGAUUAUGUUUUAAAUGUUGUGAAUAGUAUGGAAGGAUUGAAACAAUUGAAAGAUGUCUCUGGACGAUUGAUUGCCUUAAUUUUGGGCGAUUGCUCACAAGUGAUUGAAGUGAAGGAUUCUGAUGUGGCCACUGUGUUGGAAAAUAAUUAUUUGGUAAAAUUUAGAACAGUGACACCCACGACACAAUCCAAUGAUUUUGGAAUCAAAACAUGUGAUGACUCUGUGUUAAAGUUGAAUUACUAUGUCAUGAAGCAACAAGAACAACAACAUGAGGAAAGAAAGCACUACACAAAAUUAAAAGAAUGA
This is a messenger RNA of Naegleria fowleri, 885 nucleotides long. RefSeq lists its product as uncharacterized. The record is from RefSeq and is a predicted model, not a curated record. Lineage: Eukaryota; Heterolobosea; Eutetramitea; Acrasida; Naegleriidae. The transcript has a single exon. Bases 1 to 885 code for a protein of 294 amino acids.